Cariama cristata (Red-legged seriema) is the source of this 652-nucleotide messenger RNA. RefSeq names its product popeye domain-containing protein 2-like. The record is from RefSeq and is a predicted model, not a curated record. The transcript has 2 exons. Lineage: Eukaryota; Metazoa; Chordata; Aves; Cariamiformes; Cariamidae. Gene Ontology annotation, cellular component: sarcolemma. Gene Ontology annotation, molecular function: cAMP binding. The annotation marks the transcript as partial.
AUGAGCACAAGCAGCCUCUCUUGGGACCAGGCUGUUCUCCAGCCGCCAGUGUGUGAUGCAUGGAAGGAGAUUAUGGAGGGAGCAGCCUACCAGCUGGCCAGCUGCAUCGUCCUCCUGGGUUACAUGGGGGGAAGUGGCAUCUUUGGGUCCCUCUAUAUCUUUGGCCUCCUGGCCCCAGGCUACUUCUGCUACGCUCUGUGGGGCUGGCUAAGCGCCUGCGGGCUGGAUAUCUUCAUCUGGAACAUGCUACUCGUCCUCACCUGCUUGCUUCAGCUGGCUCACCUGGCUUACCGACUCCGCAGAGACACCAUCCCAGAAGAGUUUGACCUCCUCUACAAGACCAUGUACCUGCCCUUGCAGGUGCCUCUGGAAGUCUACAAAGAAAUUGUGAAGUGUUGUGAAGAGCAAGUCCAGUCGCUAGUCAGAGACCAGAAUUAUGCGGUGGAGGGCAAGACGCCCAUUGACCGCCUCUCGUUGCUGCUGUCUGGCAGGGUCCGAGUGAGCCAGGACGGACAAUUCCUUCACUACAUCUUUCCGUACCAGUUCCUGGACUCUCCAGAAUGGGAGUCACUGCGACCCUCUGAGGAAGGAACUUUCCAGGUAACCUUGCACAGCCCCACAGCAGCCCAGCUUCACUCCUUGCUGCUCCGUU